Molecule: messenger RNA, 753 nt
Organism: Phlebotomus argentipes
Lineage: Eukaryota; Metazoa; Arthropoda; Insecta; Diptera; Psychodidae
Exons: 2
Coding region: 1-753 (250 amino acids)
Source: RefSeq, a predicted model, not a curated record
AUGGGUUCAUGCUUUGGACGAUGCGGUUUUAGCCAUAAGAGUCGUAGUGGCAAUGACAGUGGAUUGGAAGAGAAUCUGGUAGAACAGGAGAAGGCCAAAGAUGGACAUAUUUUCAAUAUAUUGAAAUUCAAGAAGAAAAAGCACUCAAAGUUCAUGGAGAAGUUCAGUGAUAAUAGUUACAAAAUACUGAAUCGCGAAGAUGGACCGAGCACGCAAUCUCGACAUUUUCCGAACAUCCAAUUGCAGUGUCUCGACGCUCAUUCUCUGCUCUUGUCCUCGCGCUCUGGAUUCCCGGCCCUGCGGCCAGAUCUCUACGUCAGUCUCAAUUCAUCUCCGGGCGGAUCGUCCUUGGAUCUCGAAUGGGAACAUGAGUAUGCGACAAACAAUCGUCACAAUCCUUGGACCAGUCUUCCGGAAAACGGUGUUGCCGAGGAACAAUCAAGCGAUGAUGAGCACUCAUCAUCGUCGGGGAAGCAAUCAAACCAAAAAGCAUCCAAUCAUCGUACAUAUAUCAAACAUGCCGUCAUCAAUGGUUCCAAGAACCGCAGCAUUCAUUCAUCGACCAACACAUGGUCGCACAUCUCGACACCCGAAUCACUGGAAUGGGAUCAGGACGAUGACCAGGAGCUCAAGUCCGACGACUCUCUGGAUCAAGAGACUCGGGAUUUGCUCUUCCAAAUCGAACAACUCAAGAAUCGAGUUCUCAAUGAAACUGGCCACUUUGAAUACGGCUCCAACGACGUCGAGAGCUGA